UGGCGCGGUGGUAGCAGUUGUGGCGGCCAUUUUGGAGUCUCUUCGACCACUCCACCCAAGUACUGAGCAAGCCACACACUGCUGCCGCGUAUGACUUGUCCGCCUCCCAUUGAUUCCUCGCUAUUUCUCUUUUCGCUGUCCGCACCACUUUUUUUCCGUCCCAGUUACCCGAGGACAACGGACACGCACGUGUUCUCCUAGCCGUCAAACGAGCGAAAGAACCGUCGAAGAAAGAAAAAAAAAAAAAAAGAAGAGCGAGCCGUUAUGGCGUCUGCUACCCCAAGCCGUGAAGCUGGCCGGCCGGCGGCGGCCUCAUCGACGCCACUCUCACCCACCCGCAUCUCUCGCCUGCAGGAGAAGCAAGACCUGCAGCACCUCAACGACCGGCUGGCCGUCUACAUCGAGCGGGUACGCUCCCUGGAGCUGGAGAACGACCGGCUGCUGGUGAAAGUGUCCGAGAAAGAGGAGGUCACCACCAGGGAGGUGAGCGGCCUGAAGCAUCUGUAUGAGGCUGAGUUGGCAGACGCUCGUCGGGUUCUGGACGAAACCGCAAGGGAGCGUGCCCGGCUACAGAUCGAUCUGGGCAAAGCUCAGGCGGACUUGGAAGAGGCCACACGCAGUGGCAAGAAGAAGGAUGGCGACCUUGCGGCGGCCAUGUCGCGGGCAGGGGCGCUGGAAAGUCAGCUGAACCAGAGUGAGGCUGCGCUGUCCACGGCGCUCAGCCAGAACGCUGCGCUCUCCGCCGACCUGCUUGAAGUCAAGGGUCUGCUGGCUAAGGCAGAGGACAGCCACGCCAUCGCCAAGCGGCAGCUGGAGGCAGAAACCUUGAAGCGUGUGGACUUGGAAAACCGCUGCCAGUCUCUCAGCGAGGAGCUGGAGUUCAGGAAGAACAUGUUUGAGGAGGAAGUUCGCGAGUCUCGCCGCAGUCAAGAGCAGAGAAUUGUUGAGGUGGACUCGGGAGCCAGGCAAGACUAUGAGUUCAAACUUGCACAAGCUUUACAGGACUUGCGCAAGCAGCACGAUGAGCAAGUGUCUCUUUACAAGGGCGAACUGGAGCAGACCUUCCAGGCCAAGCUGGACAACGCCAAGGUGUCGUCUGCAAUGAACGACAAGGCCAUGUGCACGGCCCGAGAGGAGGUGCAGGAGUCUCGAAUGAGAAUUGAAAGUCUGGGCUAUCAGCUGAGCGCCCUGCAGAAACAAGCAGCCGCCGCCGAGGAUCGCGUCCGGGAGCUGGAGGACAUCUUGGCAUCGGAGCGGGACAAGCACCGGCGCGUCAUGGAGGUCAAGGACCACGAGAUGAACGACCUGCGCGAGCGCAUGAACGCGCAGCUCUCUGAGUACCAGGAGCUGCUGGACGUCAAGCUCACGCUGGACAUGGAGAUCAACGCCUACAGGAAGCUCCUGGAGGGCGAGGAGCACAGGCUCAAGCUGUCUCCCAGCCCAUCUUCCCGCGUGACCAUCUCCAGGGUGACAGGCUCAUCCUCGACCCGCACCUCCAAACGAAGGAGGCCAGACCUGGAGUCGGGCGACUUGGGGCGUGGCGAGGAGCUGCUGCUGGCGUCUGAGGAGGAUGCGGCGAGCGGCGGCGUCUCCAUCUCGCCCACCGACAUGGACGGCAACUCGGUCACGCUGGCCAACGACACGGAGCAGGACCAGCCGUUGGGGAACUGGAGACUGAAGAGACAAGUGGACGACGCUGACGAGAUCGUCUACAAGUUCUCACCAAAGUUUGUUCUCAAGGCCGGACAGACUGUCACGGUGUGGUCUGCAGAUGCUGGCGUGGCCCACAGUCCGCCCACUGAUCUCCUGUGGAAAAGCCAAGCUUCCUGGGGCACAGGAAGUGACAUUACCACCACCUUGGUGAACUCUGACGGCGAGGAAGUAGCCAGACGCAGUGUCAGCAAGAAGGUGCAGGUGGAGAAUGGAGAAGAAGAGGAGGAGGACGACGAGGAGCCAAUUGUGCACAAGAAGGCCAAAAUAGCGUCCAGGGAGUGCGCCGUCAUGUGAAGCCUCGGCGGCGAGCGUCGGAGCUUCCUUGUGCUGUCCGUCGCAUCCAAGCAAAUUCCUGCUUGUUUGUUGGGCUGCCGCGUUUUGAUUGUAGCCCUCCUAUGUUUGCCCUUGUGUUUGAUUUGUUGUUGGCCGCCGCCGGACUCUCCUCGUAGAUCUCUUUAUUUUUUUUUAUUUUUUUUGCCACCUUGAUGAAGGGCUUCCGUUGUGCCGUCAACAUACCAUCACAAGUGGUGUUUUUUAACAUUUUUUUUCCUCUUUUAUUUUGUUCAUGUAUCUCGCCAUUUGAUUUUAGUGUGCGCCCAACUGAGCGGCCGCACGCAGUUUGAUCAUCAGCUUGCUUCUGUCAAUUUUGCUUCUGUCAAUUUUUUUUAGAGCUACUCGAGACUGACUGAUCAUUGAUUGUUCCUUUGAGCAGCUCCAAUGUAUACAACACUACAAAGACAAAAAAAAAAAUCGUUGCAUCCAUAGGGGUGGAUAAUUCCUCAAAGUUUUUCAGUAAAUUUACACGGAGGAUUUUAGAACAAUUUCAAAUUGGAAACUUUCCAGUUUAAGUGGGAAUUGCAGGUGAUUUAAUGGAAAGCUACACAGUCAAAAAUCUAAAGCAGGGCUGCGAUUCACGAAUUAAUUAAUCAUAGGUGAUUUACUUUAGUGAAUAUUCUGCACUUUUAGUUUGCAAACAAUGCCCGUUUUGAAUAAAUGGAUAAAUAAUAAUAAAUGUAUAUAAAAUAAAUGUUUAAAUCUGAUUAGAAUAAUUGGCAAAUGAAUCCUUUAACAUUACCAUUAGUUGCCGUUCUACAACAUUUUAGUUUUGUUAAAAGCAGAACUGCAAAUAAAUGUCCCUCCUUACCCACGUGAGCCCAUUAAAAGGACCUUAGCGAAUACAAAGUUUGGAGGUUAUCUUUUUAUUCCAAUAAAUUCCCACUGGAAGUUUCUAAUGUUAAAUUCCUGUAAUUUUGUGAGCCAUUUUGUCAGUUUCUGACUUAAUUGCCGCUAUUUGUAGAAGCUGAACGAGUUUAUCGAAUGGAGGUUCCGUUUCUCGGUUCUCUUGAUAUUGUGACCCUUUAUUGGAAAGCGUAGCGUGUGAGGAUGCAAUGUGCAAGACGGCUGGUCUUCUGAUGUCGGCCGUUCAAAUGAUUAUGAAGACGACGACAAAGAAUACUCCAAAUAUUUAAACUGAUCUUUUUUUAUUUUUCAGGGGGGAAAAAAAAAGUUCAGUUCAUGAGAUGUGUGUGUCUUUGAACGCACCUUGAGUGACCUGUGUUUUGUGUGUGUUUUCAUGCCAUGUUACACUAUAUAUUGUUUAGUAUUUUUGGCAGUGUAAUCAGUUUGUUUACAUUCAGUAUGACUUUAAUUUUGUCUUAAGGAUCUCCAGGUGAUUAAGUUUGGGUGUUAAUGACCUGACGCUUGAUUCUUCUACAUUGAGCUCUUUCCUCCUGGAUUUGCCAAGAGUCUUGUAGCAAGUGCUAAUAUUUGGACGUUUCAAGAAGGGGGGGGAAAAGGCUUAUUGGUGUGCACAAGCGCCCACUUGUCUUUUAGCAAUAGAUGUGACGUUAGAGAAUGUGAUAAAAUGUUGAACAUAAGCACCCAACUUAUAGUCAGUGCCUGAGAGACCUGUUUUGUUGUGUGUCUUGGGGUGGGGGGGGCUGUCAUUUUAACUGAACUUUUGUACCCACAAUAAAUGUUUUACAUUUACUCAA
Syngnathus acus (greater pipefish) is the source of this 3707-nucleotide messenger RNA. It is a transcript of the gene lmnb2, whose product is annotated as lamin B2. The transcript is spliced from 13 exons. The record is from RefSeq and is a predicted model, not a curated record. Bases 265 to 2007 code for a protein of 580 amino acids. NCBI's taxonomy places the organism in Eukaryota, Metazoa, Chordata, Actinopteri, Syngnathiformes, Syngnathidae.